AUGGGACGCGGAAAAAAAUUAAACGAGUCUGAAAAAAAGCAAAUACUCGAACUAAAACAGCAACGGUUAUCAGUAACAAAAAUAUCGAAAGUAAUAAGACGUCGUAGAGUAAUACACAAUUUCUUAAAAAAUGUUGAAGAUUAUGGCAAAAAGAAAAGUACUGGUCGGCCGUCAUCGUUACCCGAUCGUGAUAAGCGAGCAAUUUUGCGUGCAGCUUCCAACUCGCAGUUAACAACGAAGCAAAUAAUGGAGAAAUGUAGUGUUAGUGCCAGUGUUUCAAGUGUUCGUCGAGUUCUACUAUCCUGCAAAAAUAUCAAGAGGCUAAAAUUGAAAAAGGAACUUUCUUUAACAACGAAACACAAAGUAGAACGUUUACGCUUUGCAAAAGAAUGA
This is a messenger RNA of Bombus pyrosoma, 393 nucleotides long. RefSeq lists its product as uncharacterized. Gene Ontology annotation, molecular function: DNA binding. The transcript has a single exon. NCBI's taxonomy places the organism in Eukaryota, Metazoa, Arthropoda, Insecta, Hymenoptera, Apidae. Bases 1 to 393 code for a protein of 130 amino acids. The record is from RefSeq and is a predicted model, not a curated record.